This is a messenger RNA of Trichechus manatus latirostris (Florida manatee), 1099 nucleotides long. Its product is annotated as olfactory receptor 150-like. The record is from RefSeq and is a predicted model, not a curated record. Gene Ontology annotation, biological process: G protein-coupled receptor signaling pathway; sensory perception of smell. Lineage: Eukaryota; Metazoa; Chordata; Mammalia; Sirenia; Trichechidae. Gene Ontology annotation, cellular component: membrane. Gene Ontology annotation, molecular function: odorant binding; G protein-coupled receptor activity; olfactory receptor activity. The transcript has a single exon.
AUGAUAAGACUUCCAUCUGUUUCACAUUGCAUAAAUAAACACCUACCUCAAAUUUCUUGUCUUCCUCCAUAAAAUUCCCAGAGGAAAAUGGCAACAGGAAAUCACUCCAUAGUGACUGAAUUCAUCCUUGCUGGGCUGACAGAAAAGCCAGAACUCCAGCUGCCCCUCUUUCUUUUCUUCCUAGGAGUCUAUGUGGUCACGGUGAUAGGGAACCUGGGCAUGAUCACACUGAUUGCGCUCAGUUCUCACCUGCACACCCCCAUGUACUAUUUCCUCAGCAGUUUGUCAUUCAUUGAUCUCUGCUAUUCCACUGUCAUUAUCCCCAAAAUGUUGGUGAACUUUGUGACAGAGAAGAACAUCAUCUCCUACCCUGAAUGCAUGACUCAACUCUAUUUCUUCAUUUUUUUUAUUAUAUCAGAAGGUCAUAUAUUGGCUGUGAUGGCUUAUGAUCGCUAUGUUGCCAUCUGUAAACCAUUACUUUACAAUGUUACCAUGUCUUAUCAGGUCUGCUCCUGGUUGGUAGUUGAGGUAUAUAUGAUGGGCUUUAUUAGUGCCACAGCUCAUACAAGUUGCAUGCUAAGAGUGGUUUUCUGUAAGGAUAAAAUAAUCAACCAUUACUUCUGUGAUCUUUUUCCGCUAUUGGAGCUCUCCUGUUCCAGCACUUAUAUCAAUGAACUGGUACUUCUGUGCCUCAGUGUAUUUAAUAUUCUUGCACCAACCUUGGCCAUCUUCGGCUCUUAUGUCUCCAUCAUUGCCAGCAUCCUGCGAAUCCACUCCAUUGAGGGCAGGUCCAAAGCCUUCAGCACAUGCAGUUCCCAUAUCUUGGCUUUUACAAUCUUCUGUGGUUCUGCAGCAUUCAUGUACCUACAGCCAUCAAAUGUCAGCCUGAUUGAGCAAAGGAAAGUGUCUUCUGUGUUUUACACCAUUAUUGUGCCAAUGCUGAAUCCCCUGAUCUACAGCCUGAGGAAUAAGGAUGUCAAAGUUGUCCUAAAUAAAUUAAUUCAGAAAAGACUAUUUUGCUUUAGCAAAGAUUUAUAAUUCUUGGAGAAGAUUAAGUAAGGAAGGAGUCCACAGAUGGCAAUAUAUAUACAACAGUAGU